Messenger RNA from Mugil cephalus (flathead mullet), 3151 nucleotides. It is a transcript of the gene gtpbp1, whose product is annotated as GTP binding protein 1. Gene Ontology annotation, molecular function: GTPase activity; GTP binding; translation elongation factor activity. Lineage: Eukaryota; Metazoa; Chordata; Actinopteri; Mugiliformes; Mugilidae. The transcript has 14 exons. The record is from RefSeq and is a predicted model, not a curated record. Gene Ontology annotation, biological process: translational elongation. The coding region runs from base 295 to 2358 and encodes 687 amino acids.
CAGUCAAUACACGCCUUCUUCAUUAAUAUUAAUGAGGUGGAGGCAAUUUGGUCGUUAAAUGGCUUGUAUGCAAACAGACCGGACACAAAUAAGCGUCAUGUUAUUGUAAUACUGUGAGUUUAUAGCCCCUUUUUAAUUUUAAAGCUGCGUUGUGUGAAGUGUUGCCGGCUAACUCACCUUAGCUUGCGGAGCUAGCAGCGUUCCGGGUCGGCGUGUGGUCUGGCUCGCCAACCGUCAUCACAACAAACCGAGACAGCCUUUUAAAAUUUAUCACCGAAAAAAGUUGGCACCGAAAUGGCAUCAAUAGCUGCAGCUGCGGCGGCCCAUGAGCCAGGCAUAAACUCGGGCUCCGCGGUGCUGGCUGACGCUUUGGUCCCCGCGAGCAUAUUUGCUCCGGACCGGGGAGGAUGCGGGGAGGACGCCGCGGACGAGUGCUCCGAGGACGGGGACUUGUUCAACGGCGAGCUCGAGGAUCGCGCUAUCGACUUUACAAGCAAGCUGGCACUUGUUAGCCCUAAUGGAGAGCAGUAUGACUCCUUACUCCGGCAGCUACGGGACAGGAUGGAGGAGGGAUGUGGCGAGACCAUCUACGUGGUCGGUAUGGGCUCAGACGGCGGCGACUGGGGUCUCGAUGAGAAAGAUACGGAGGCCUCGGUAGCCACAGUGCGCUCUCUGUGUGAGCAGCUGGACGCCGACCUCAUCCCGCUACGAGAGCGCAGCGAGGCUGCUGGUUUGGUACGUGACUAUCUGAUUCGGAGGCGUGUGGGUGAGCUGGACUUCCUGGAGGUCAGGGUUGCGGUGGUAGGUAACGUGGACGCCGGUAAGAGCACUCUGCUGGGAGUGUUAACGCACGGCGAGCUGGACAACGGCAGAGGAUUCGCUCGCCAGAAGCUUUUCAGGCACAAGCAUGAGAUGGAGAGCGGAAGGACCAGCAGCGUGGGCAAUGACAUCCUGGGUUUUGAUCAGGAAGGGCAGGUGGUCAACAAGCCAGACAGUCAUGGAGGAAGCCUGGACUGGACCAAAAUCUGUGAGAAGUCCUCCAAAGUUAUUACCUUCAUAGACCUGGCCGGCCAUGAGAAGUACCUCAAGACCACUGUGUUUGGGAUGACUGGACACCUUCCCGACUUCUGCAUGCUCAUGGUGGGAAGUAAUGCAGGUAUUGUGGGGAUGACCAAAGAGCACCUGGGCCUGGCUUUAGCUCUGAAUGUUCCUGUGUUUGUAGUGGUAACCAAGAUAGACAUGUGUCCAGCCAACAUCUUGCAAGAGACCCUGAAGCUGCUUCAGAGGCUACUGAAGUCUCCAGGCUGUAGGAAGAUUCCCGUCCUGGUGCAGAACAAGGACGACGUCAUAGUCACGGCGUCAAACUUCAGUUCUGAGAGGAUGUGCCCCAUCUUCCAGAUCUCCAACGUGACUGGAGAGAACAUGGACCUACUCAAGAUGUUUCUCAACCUGCUGUCCUCCAGAACGUCCUACAGGGACGAUCAGCCGGCUGAGUUUCAGAUAGACGAUACUUACUCUGUACCGGGUGUGGGAACGGUUGUAUCGGGAACUACUUUGCGUGGGCUCAUACGUCUGAAUGACACCAUGCUGCUGGGGCCCGAUCCUCUCGGGAGCUUUAUCUCGAUCGCUGUAAAAUCCAUCCACCGCAAGAGGAUGCCCGUGAAGGAAGUCAGAGGCGGCCAGACUGCCUCGUUCGCUCUCAAAAAGAUCAAGCGUUCGUCCAUAAGGAAAGGGAUGGUGAUGGUGUCCCCGCGUUUGAGCCCACAGGCAACUUGGGAGUUUGAGGCGGAGAUCCUGGUCCUGCACCACCCCACCACGAUAUCCCCCAGAUACCAGGCCAUGGUCCACUGCGGAAGCAUAAGGCAGACGGCCACCAUCCUGUCCAUGAACAGGGACUGCUUACGGACCGGGGACAAGGCUUCGGUCCACUUCCGCUUCAUCAAGACCCCUGAGUACCUGCACUGCGACCAGAGGCUGGUGUUCAGGGAGGGCCGCACCAAGGCCGUGGGGACCAUCACUAAGCUGCUGCAGUCCACCAAUAACAUGCCGUCGAACUCCAAACCGCCCCAAAUCAAAAUGCAGUCCACAAAAAAGGCUCCGCUCAGAAAGGAGGACGGGGGCACGGCGGCUGGCGACGACGCAGCGACGAUAGCACAGCCGAUGGGUCCGAGCUCGGCGCAGUCUGGAGAGGCAGACGAUGACCCUCAAAUUAAGGAUGGCAACAAAGAGAACAAGCCGAAGUCGGGAGGUGGAGGGAGGAGAAGAGGCGGCCAGAGGCACAAAGGAAAAAGCCAGAACAGCAGCUCCAACUCGGCAGCGGCGCCCCCUCCUUCGUCGUCCGGGACGGGAACCUGCUGAACCGUCUCCUCUGAAGCCGCCACCACCCCCCCCACCCCUCUCUUAUCACUCCACCAUGUGUCUUCAUUCCACUAAAACACCAAGGAUGCAGAUGUUUGGAGCGGACACUCCUCACUUUUACCACUUCUCGCCUUUUUAAACCAGGUCAUAGUUUGUUUUUAAUUUUUUUUUAAAAGGGAACACGUAGGGUUACGCCUUAACAGAAAUAAGCGUACACCUUUUUAUGCAUUUUAAACGUCAGCUGCCUUUUAAUAUUUCGAACGAUGACGGAAAGCAGCCUCACUCAGGAUGAUUUAUUUAACUAUAAAGAAAGUGAAGGAGAAGGCUAAACCCGAGGCAAAGGGUCCAAUAUGAGCAGCUACCCCCUCUCUCCCCCCCGUGUAUUUGCAACAAUUAACCAUACUGCAUAUGUAAAUUAGCCGUGCUGAUUGGACAGAUUGUACAAAAAAAAAAAUAAAAAUGUAUGCAAAUCACAAAUGAAUGUAGCAGAAGGCACAUAACGUGAUGUAAAAUUCUAGCUAUUAUGGGAAAAUAUAAGCUGUUACGUUUUCUAAUUGUCACUUAUUUAUUUGGCAUACAAGCAGAACAUUUACUCUCGGUGCUCGUAGAUCCAGUAGUCAUGCUUCCAUCGUCAGUCCGGACCUUUAUAUCGGUAGUGUUAGCACAAAUACAGCAUUGUGGUUUUUGCCUCUCGAGCAGCUGCUACUUGUAACUUUCCCAUGGCCUGUUGCUGUUAACAUGUUGUGACAUUUCAAACAAAAGGAAAAACAGAACAAUAAAACAUUUUACGGAA